ACGCCAGCCUUCUGGAUUACUCUUAAAUAUAAAGGUCCAUUAGUAGAAGUUUGGUUCACAGCUACUAUAACGCUACAUUACAUAAAUACUUACAGAAGUGGUCGCCCCUAACCCGUACAAUAUAUAUUUGGCUGUACACCAGUUAGUGUAGAAAUCUGUUAUGUGUUGAAAACUGAGUCUCUAUACAAUCGAGCAACUAUAUUUCUGCUUCUAGACAGUCUAACAUCAAUGAAGUAAAUAUAAAGUUCCUGUAUUCCUAAACUGCUGUACAUAUACAAAUAUGCCGCAUAUGCAGUUUACAGAGCACAAGUAUGAAAAAUGAAAGUGCGUUUCCCCUUUAACGAACUUGCAGUGCCACUUCCAGAGUUACUGCUUUGUCUGUGCAGGGGGUUGCACAUAACGGGGAAUGCCAGAAACAUCUGUUUGCCAAAAUGCACUGGAAUUUCUUGACUUUGAAAAACGAAUCUCGGCAUCGGAUCGAAGUUACCUGACGGCCCUGGUUUGCUAUUUGCAAAUCCAUUCAAGAGUAGGGUCUCCACUGCGACUGCCACCUGGGAAGGAGAAAGCGAUUGGAUGCAGUAGUCAUGUGGUGGGUCACGUGCCUUCUGCAGCUAUGUCUACGAGAAAAUGGGGUUUGGUGUAAAUCUGGGGGGUAAUGUUAUCAUAUAUCAAGCUACCUCGUAAAACCGACAGUGUAGCACACCGGUCAACAAAUCACCGGUUAAAAUUAUGAGUUCUUCGUAUUACAUGAAUUCUUUUUUCAGUAAAUAUACGACUGGGGCGUCUCUUUUCCAAAAUGCAGAACCGACUUCUUGUUCUUUUGCAACCAGCUCUCAUAGAGCUGCCUAUGGACCCGGGGGUGCUCUGCCGUCGUCCAUGCAUAGUCUGUACAACGUAAACAGUACAGUUUACCAGAACCCGUCUUUGUUCUCCUCUGGGUAUAGUCUUGGUUCGGAUACUUUUAACUUCCACUGUUCUACCUUCGAUCAGAACAUUCCAGUCCUCUGCAAUGAUUUUUCCAAAGCAAACUGCGAAAAAUUGGAUGACUCAAAUCUGCACACCCAGGCUGAGGGCAAUUUCCGGAUUUACCCCUGGAUGAGGUGUUCAGGACCAGACAGAAAACGAGGUCGGCAGACCUACACUCGAUAUCAAACCCUCGAACUUGAGAAAGAAUUUCAUUUCAACCGUUACCUUACUCGCAGGCGGCGAAUUGAAAUAGCUCACACCUUGUGUCUUACAGAAAGGCAGAUCAAAAUUUGGUUCCAGAACCGAAGAAUGAAAUGGAAAAAGGAACACAAAGAAGAAUCCCUUACGACCGCGGCCUCUACCACCGCCCCAGCUGCUGCAACAGCAGAGGAAGGAGAAGAGGAGCAGCUAGAAUCAUAAGCUAAUUAAACAGGACUGUGCAAAUAGAAACCACAUGAAUUAAAGCAUGGACAUUCCAGCCUGACAAAUAAAUACUAGAUGUAGCAGUAGUAAUAUGUUAGUAAUAACGUGACUAAAUAACUUUCAGUGAAUCACUUGGUGUUUGUAGCACCUUGCAAGUAUUCAUUUCCUUAGCGUUACAAUCUCACAGUUCUCUUUUUGAUUUGCACAAUGAUGUUUUUGUUGUAAGAAUAAGCUAUGAAGCACUGGAAUCCGGUUCACAGUCUACUUUUAAGAAAAUAAUUUUUCAAUAACAGCAUUUUACACGCACAGUCAGUAUUCGAUUGUCAUCUGAAAAAUUUCCGCGAUUGUUGACAUUAACUUCUUUUUCGUUAAAGUUUGGUUGAGAAGUGUUAAGUUUGCUUAAUUCUUUUCUUCACACACACACAUGUACACAUACAUACACACACACACCCACAUUUUGACGCCAAGCUACGUGAAGGCAGUAUGCUGAAGGUGUUUCUGCGUGUUUAUUAAAAGGUCAAACACAAGUUGUUGUCUUGUUUACUCACAUGUAAAAAAAAUAAUUACCAUAAACAAUUACAAUAUCAACAGAUUCUAAACAAUAUAAUAAACAGCCCUAUAAAUUAUGUACAUUUACAUUUGAAAUCUGCAGUGUGUCCUACACUGCUUCUCAAACUACCUGGCUGAAAUAGUACACAACUGAAUUUUUGAAGGACAAGUAAAACAGAAAACACAUAAACAAGAAAAAACUACCUAUUAAAUGAAAAUCAUUCUGUCUGUAAAGCCGUUUUGAUUGUUGAUUUGUAUUUAAUGAAUAUGUAUGUAACAUGCAAGUUCAACCAAAAUCUGCAUGCACGUAUUUGUAAACUGUUCAGAUAAAACAACAGUAUAAAAUAUACUUUGAACAUAUGUAUUCAGUUUGUUAUAUUUUUCAUGGCUAAAUGUGCUUGUUUGAUAAAUGCUUUGAAAGUGUUUACUUUAAAGUUGAGAGAUAAUUUAUUCAUAAAUAAUUACAUCGUAAAGAGCAGAAUUUUAAAAAGCUAAGUAAACCAUAUAGUUAUUUUUCGACUCUAUGUUCUAACUUGACUUGCAAUUUUAUAAGUGUACUUACAAUUUUGUAAUGGAGUCACAAAAAUGCCAUAGCCCAAAACUGAAUUGCUAAUUGUUAUAGUUUUUUUUUUCCUUGUACACACUCUUCUUGUUGGCAGCUUUUCCUCAUACACACUGUACUUGUUGAUGUUGUACAGAAUGGGUGGAUGUACAUAAUCCAUUGGAUACGGGAUACUGUAAUUAGUUAUUAUAUUCAGGGUAAACUGUAAUUAGUUGGUUUAAGCCUUUUAAACAUAAUGCAUCUGGAAAUGUAUUUGGGAAUUUUGGAAUCCGUACUUUCUGCUUUACUUCUUUUAAGAAAUGCUUUUUACCUAGUGGGGACUUCGAAGACUGCUAGGUGAUAAACAACAUUCCCCCAGUUGCAUGUUUAAAAGAUAUGUCAGUCUAUUUAUUAUUAAGCAUAUCAAUGUAUAGUGCAUAUUAUUGUUAUUAUUGUUUUUUUUUUUUUUGAAACUGUGCCAAAAACGUCUUUGAAAACUAUACAGGAUCCUUAUGAUGUGCAUGAUAUAUUUCUAAAUGUUGUUUCCUAAUAAAUACAUUCGAUUGUAGUGAUA
Messenger RNA from Protopterus annectens (West African lungfish), 3053 nucleotides. It is a transcript of the gene HOXA7, whose product is annotated as homeobox A7. The transcript has 2 exons. Gene Ontology annotation, cellular component: nucleus. Lineage: Eukaryota; Metazoa; Chordata; Ceratodontiformes; Protopteridae. The record is from RefSeq and is a predicted model, not a curated record. Gene Ontology annotation, biological process: anterior/posterior pattern specification; regulation of transcription by RNA polymerase II. Gene Ontology annotation, molecular function: RNA polymerase II cis-regulatory region sequence-specific DNA binding; DNA-binding transcription factor activity, RNA polymerase II-specific. Bases 730 to 1386 code for a protein of 218 amino acids.